UCGGCUAUCGUCGACGCGGGAGCAUCGCCGUUUCGAAAGAGCCCGCGACCUUCUCCCCGUCGCGUCGCGUUCCCGGUGGUGUCGAGGGGGCGAAGUACGCGCGAGAGGGGCCGCGUUCCCGAGGAACCCCUUUCGCGGAAUCGUGCGCAGCGAUGAAGACCCGUCAGCCCCUCCGUCCCCGUGCGAUUCUCCGGAAUUAGCGGAUACUUUACGUGCGUAUUGUUACUUUGCUUCCGGCCCUCAACCCUCCGGUCCGUGCCCGUGGACGACGAUUUUUCCGGCCGUUCGCGCGCGUAGCCCGGAACGGAGCAGCGCGCCGCGCGAGAUAGUGCGUGACGCACUGUGCGUAAUCUCCCUGGUAUCUUUACGUGGUCCACGAUGACGAAGUGACAGUGGUGGUACAGUGAGGCAGUGUCGGGAAACAGUAUCGGACGAAUGAUCGAGGCUGCCGCGAGAUCGGGGUGGAGAACGCGGAGGUACCGUCGGAGCGUCGCCGGGCGUUCUGGAACUGUGAAGAAUUUAGAUAACCGCGAACCUCUCGUUGUCGCGGGAGUGGCCGAGUACUUGUUGAGCAAUAAACCUCUCACUGCCCGCUCGAAAAAUUGUUACAAAUUUCGCUGAGGAGGACGAAGAAGGAGCGUUACCAAUCCGUCAAAUAAGAAGAUAGAUCACAUCGAUCGCAGAUACGCAUGCGAAUUUCGUCGCGAAUUCCGUCCUGCAGUGCUUUGCCGAACACAAAUCUCGCGAGAAGCAGCUCCCAGCUUCGUGACAGGAGCGUCAUCCCUGAACGUUUAAGGACGUCGUCGACGGGGUCUCUCGAGGGUCUGCGUUUAAUUGCCGGUGGCGUUAAGGACGCGCGGAGGCGAAACGGACGGACGGCGAGAGGGAAGGCGCGGUGGAAAAAAAAAUCGCGUUUCACGCCGCGGGAAAUCGCGCAGCGGCGGCUGAUGGGGAGAUGUUAAAGUUAAAAGCUGCUCGUAAAACACGGGGUCUCGCGGGUGCCACAACGCUGCCAUCGUGCGAGGGAGGCUUGUUUAUUUCGGCCGCAACACCGACGUCGACGCACAAUUGAAAGGUCGGGGAGGAAAAAGUCCGAUCGGCCUGUCUCCCGCCGACGCGCAAUCGAGCGACAUUCCGCGCGGCCGUCCGUCAGAGCUUGCGGGAAAAGCGAGCGUAUAGACCAAUCGCGGUGGCAACGACAGCUACAACGGGAUAAGGGAAGAAGGAAGCGGAGCUGCUUCCUCGUUAGUGGGUUGCCAUCGAGGCACGUUCGAUCCCCCCUGAGGAAGAGAAAUUGCGGGAUCGGAAAAAUGCGGGCGAAGCCGCGCGCGCGGGGCAAAUAACCGCCGGUGGUGCGGAAUGAUCGAUGGAACGUCCGGCGCAUCGUGUGGAUUGCAUUAAUAACGACGACCGCGGCCUAAUGCAUCGCCAGCCGAUCUUAUGGUCGUCGGCGUAACGAGAGAUACGAAGACGCCGCUGAGUGUCGGCUGGAGAACGGCUCUCUCCUCGCAUCGAUCACCAUGGAUCACAGGGGAAUCGUCUCCGUCGGAGGGGCGAGUGAUAACGGCGAUGCGGAGAUCGCCUAAGUAGGGCCCGAUAAACGCGCGGCCUAAUAGUCAGGUCGAAGUUUAUCACCGUCGCGCGACUGACGUUAACGCGCCGCGAUGUAAAAGGACGAGAAGAACAAGUCUCGUCGCUCGCAGAUCGCCAGUGAUUCAACAGCAGUUCUCGAUCGACGGACGUGAAUAAUCAAUGGGAGAAGCGGAUUAAUUAUUAAGGCAUCGGUUGUUCGCCGCGGCCGGUGCGGCUGUCCGCGCGAAGGUACUCGCGACUCGCGAGAAGCCACGAUACGUUUCCGCGCUACCGCGAUUAGCGACGUCGCUCCGUAAUCGGGAGAAUGUGGUAUCGUCGUAGAAUUGUUUCGUGAUAGUGAGCGACUGAUUAGGCAGUGAGGCCUGGCCUGUCCGUUCGGAUUUUAUCGACGAGGGAAAACUAAUUGAGACGCCACGUCCCAACUUGUGCGACGUAAAGCGGAGAUUACGGGCAUCCCGGGUUGCGCGCGCGAGUGCUUGUGCACGGGAUGUACGGUGGCACGAAGUGAUUCUGUCCGCUCCGAACGAGAUAGUGCGAGGAAUGCCGCGAUCGUCGAUGCGCGGAGUGUGUUAGUGCAUCCACUUCUAUCGCCGUUUAGCGUCUCCCGGAAACGACUGCGAUGCGCCUGAGAUAGUAUAUCAGUAUGUGAAUGAGCCACGCCGGGGAAAAGCGAUGUCUACUUCUCUUCCCACACUUGUCUGUUUUAUAAUUUGUUUUGGUGGUAUAGCGUCAAGCCUACGAAACUUUCGGACCGAUUUCCUGGAGGAAUGGCCGACGCCGGGCACCGGGCCUCACUUCGACAUCUCUAUGCAAUCCAACUUCACCGGGCUGGUGGGGAAGACGGUGCAUCUCGUGUGCAAGGUGAAGAACUUGGGAAAUCGAACGGUUUCCUGGGUGAGGCACCGAGAUAUACAUCUGUUAACAGUUGGUCGUUACACUUAUACCAGCGAUCAACGUUUCGAGGCACUACACUCUCCUCAUACGGAGGACUGGACCUUGAGGAUACGAUAUCCUCAGCGUAAGGAUUCCGGGAUUUACGAGUGCCAAAUAUCUACUACCCCGCCCAUCGGCCAUCCCGUGUACCUAACGAUAGUCGAACCGAUAACCAUUAUAAUCGGAGCGCCGGACCUCUUCGUCAAUAAGGGCAGCACCAUCAAUCUGACGUGCGUCGUAAAAUACGCCCCCGAGCCACCCCCGGCGAUGACCUGGAGUCAUAAUUCGGAGGUUAUCAAUUUCGAUUCGCCACGUGGCGGUAUCAGUCUCGUCACGGAAAAGGGGCCCGAGACAACGAGUCGUUUGAUGAUCCAGAAAGCAGUGCCGAGCGACUCCGGGAUCUAUCGGUGCGAGCCGAGCAACGCGAAUCCCAGCAGCAUAAAGGUGCACGUUGUUAACGAGGAACACCCAGCCGCGAUGCACCAUGGGGACGGAAGCUCGUCGUACAGCAAGACACGGCCGAUUUGUUUUAUAAUUUUAGUAAUAGCUAAUAUAAUGUUUAUAUAAGGCGAGAAGUAAGGAAAACACUUACUCCGACACACACGAUGAAACGAGAAGCGCGAUCGCCGGGAAUCGCGGGCUGCCUAUUUAACGUCGUUAACAUUUCUUGGAUAAAUAUUUGUGCAGGGUAAAACCGAACAUUACCAUUUACAUUUAAAGAAAAAGAAAAGAAACGAACUUCCGUGACCAAAAGAGUUUUCAAAUAUCAGCACGGCACAAUAAUCGGUAAGAGCGUAGUAUUUUGUUAACAUAUAUCAUCAAGAACAAAUAACUUACGACGUCAAAAUUUAUUGUAUUAUUUGUAAAUAAAUUUAUUGUAUGUACAUAUCAAUAAAACGAUUGUCUUUA
Molecule: messenger RNA, 3435 nt
Organism: Vollenhovia emeryi
Lineage: Eukaryota; Metazoa; Arthropoda; Insecta; Hymenoptera; Formicidae
Product: muscle M-line assembly protein unc-89-like
Exons: 6
Coding region: 2266-3093 (275 amino acids)
Biological process (GO): synapse organization
Cellular component (GO): neuron projection membrane
Source: RefSeq, a predicted model, not a curated record